This is a messenger RNA of Durio zibethinus, 1077 nucleotides long. The record is from RefSeq and is a predicted model, not a curated record. Lineage: Eukaryota; Viridiplantae; Streptophyta; Magnoliopsida; Malvales; Malvaceae.
AUGACCAAGCCAAAGAAAAAAGCUAUGGUAGCAACAUGGAGUGAUAGCAACUUCUUCAAUGAUGAAUCAAAUGAGGGAAAAGUAGCCAACCUAUGUCUCACGGCUUUCGAUGAGCCCAAGUCAUCCUAUGUUUUUGCUUCUUCAGCAGGUACUGCACCUGGUAAAGAAGCAGAAACUCUUCUUAAAUGGAAAGCUAGCGUUGACAACAACACCCAAACAUUGCUCUCUUCUUUGUGGGUUGGAGACAGCCAUUGCAACUGGGUCGGAAUCACUUGCAACAAGGCUGGAAGCAUCACCAAUUUAAGCCUUCCAGAUUGUGGGUUCAAAGUUUCUCUGGGAAAUCCCUUCUCAGAUUCGCUUAUUAAAAGUCUUGAGUGGAUUUCCUUAGCAGAAAAUGAGAUCACUGGUCCAAUCCCCGCCUCUGUAGGAAGCUUGCAUUAUUUAUCCAAGCUUUACCUUAAGAGGAACAGACUCUCUGGUUCUAUACCUGAACAAGUUUGUAGCCUUUCCAAGCUCACCGAGCUUGACUUUUCACAAAAUAAUUUCUCCCGAAAUAUUCCAUCUAAUAUAGGAAGGUUAUUGAGUUCACUUUCUCAACUUAUUCUCAAAGCAAACAAUCUCACCGGUCCAAUACCUAUAUCUAUUGGAAGCAUGCACAAUUUGUCCCGACUUGUCCUCGUUGAAAAUAGGCUCAAUGUUUCCAUACCUAAAGAAGUUGGGAUGAUGAGGUCACUUGUUAUACUUGAUCUUUCAGUGAACUACCUAACUGGUCCUAUCCCACCAUCUCUGGGAAACCUAAGUAACUUGGUAUGGCUUUAUCUGUAUGGUAAUAACCUCCCUGGUUCUAUCCCCAAUGAAAUAGGACAGCUUGGAUCUCUUACCACAAUGCAGUUGUCAAGUAAUAAUCUCGCUGGUGUCAUCCCUACUUCCAUAGGAAACUUAACCAAAUCGUCUAGUCUUUACCUUUUUGAGAAUAAGCUUUCCAGGUCAAUACCUCAAGAGGUAGGGAUGCUUGUAUCUCUUAUAGAACUUAUUUUAUCUGAUAACAAUUUCUCUGGUUCAAUCCUGCUUCCUUAG